CCAGCAGGCGGAGCUCACGCGGAGCACCUGCAUGUCGCAGUGGAGGGCGGGUGCGGUCCAGGCCUGGCUGGAGGUGGUCAUGGGGAUGCCCAUGUACACCCGGGCCUGCGCUGAGAACGUCAAGAGUGGCAAGGUGCUGCUCGGACUGACCGAUGAGGAUCUAGAGCUGGGUCUGGGCAUCACGAACCCAAUGCAUCGGAGGAAGCUGAGACUGGCCAUCGAGGAUUAUAGGAGAGCGGAGGGAGAUCAAGGAUUAUCAAAAGCGUCUGAACUGGACCAUCACUGGGUUUCCACGUCGUGGCUGAGUGACGUGGGCCUGCCUCAGUACUCGCAGACCUUCCAGGCUCACUUGGUGGACGGACGCGUCCUCAACUCUCUGAGCCGCCGAGACCUGGAGAGGUUCCUCAGCAUCAGCGACCACUUCCACCAGACCAGCAUCCUCCUGGCAGUCCAGCUGCUGCAGAUGCUCAGCUUCGAUAAAGAGGCCCUGCAGGCACGACGGACAAACUGCGAGCACCAGGACUGGGACCCCCUUGUUUGGACGUGUCACAGAGUGAUGAAGUGGAUCAGAGACAUAGAUCUGAAGGAGUAUGCAGACAGCCUCCAGGGUCAGGGCAUCCACGGAGCGGUGAUGGCUCUGGAUCCGUCCUUCGACACCGAUGCCAUGGCCAAAGCCCUGGGGAUCCCCGGCAACAAGCACAUGCUGCACCGGCACCUGUACGAAGAGAUGAAGCUGCUCGCGGCUCCUCAUAGCAAUGCAGAGCAAAGCCACGAGGUCAUCGGCUCCCCUUCACCUGUGGCUGUGAACCGUUUCACCGAAGGCAGGGUCUCGAUGAGAAGGACAGGAAAGAGUCCUCUGCUGUUGCGCGCCAACAGCCCCUCCGUGGAGCGGAGUCUGGGCUUCCACGGCAGCUGCGGGUCUCUGCCCAGAGAGGCCAGGGUGCAGGCCGUCCCGCGGGCCAAGGGCAGCCCCGUGCACACCUACAAGAGCGUGGAGAUCACCAACGUGUGAGGGGGCUCCGGCGCCGCCCGUCGCACGCCGUCUGCUUCGCUGCUGAGGGGAGCCCGCGCUCCGGGCAACCGCAGGACGCAGCAUCCGAGCUGUUCUUCAAGGUGGUGGAACUGUGAAUGCAGAGUUAACGGCGGUUUGUUUCUCGCGCGCGAGAGGACUGAACAAUACCAGUGCUGUUCUCGUGCGAGGCCUUACGUGAAAUAUGCCAUAGGUUUAUACAGCACGUGAAAAAUGUGAGAAUAAAGCUAAUGGGGGGGUUAACACCAAACAAAGAUCUUUAAUAAGCUUGUUUGUUAGUUUUUCAUACAGUAAAUGCUGAUUAAAAAUCAUCUUCCAGUGUGUUGUGGAAAUAAAAUAAUGUACGUUGUUGCUUAAACCACAUCAAAAGUAAUAAAAUGCUCUUCACCUGUUUAUACUGUAAAAGCACUGAACUAGACCACACUGUUACGUCAUGAUGAAAUCAAUGUAUAGAAUGUAAUGGUAUAUUUUGUACAGAUAGUGUUUUUCUCAUGACGCACUAAUGUGUAACGUGUGCAUGGGAACACUUCUACGAUGAAACGCACUGGGAGCAGGCGAAGCUUACGAACGAAGGCACAAACAGGUUUCUCCGUCGGUUUCUGGGCGUCUCCUCUCGAGUGGGAGCGGCGCUAGUUCCAACCUGCGCGGAGGCCGAGAAGCGGCGACGCCUGAGUCAUCGGAACAGUUACUGCUAUAAUCAGCUGUCACCGCUUUCCACGCAUAUGCCAACAGGUUGAAUCCUUAUACGUCUAAUGCAUUAAAGCUCAUGUUAACACGGAGUCUGUAUGGGAGGUUAUAUCUGGUAUAUUUUCAUGCAACUUUUUAUUUAUUGAUUGAUUGAUUGGUUGAUUGAUUGAAGGGGGCUUUUGUGCGGAGCUGCGCAUGUGCUCCUUGUGCCCACGUGGUUGUUGGAAUGAAUAUGGAAUGUGAUGGUUUUGCCUUGAAAGGCUUCGGGUUAAUUAAACGUCUGAACUGUG
Molecule: messenger RNA, 2007 nt
Organism: Betta splendens (Siamese fighting fish)
Lineage: Eukaryota; Metazoa; Chordata; Actinopteri; Anabantiformes; Osphronemidae
Product: kazrin-A-like
Exons: 7
Coding region: 32-1012 (326 amino acids)
Molecular function (GO): protein binding
Source: RefSeq, a predicted model, not a curated record